AUGAAAGACAUCUCUUAUAAGGGUCUGAAUAUUAAUCCCACCGAAUUGGAAACACCUUCGUUAACAAAUCAUGCGGAAGUCCAUGAUUUUUAUUGGACAAAGAACAAACAAUUUCAUAAUGCAAGGAGAUUAGCGAUGAUUAAAAAAUACCCAGAAAUAACCAAGUUAAUGGGACCCGAACCAUUAACCAAGUAUAUUGUCCUCAUGGUUGUUUUAACCCAAACUUUCAUCGCAAUUGCCUUUAAAAAUACAAAUUUUUGGAACUGGAAAUUUUUAAUGGUUGCUUGGUGUAUCGGGGGCUCAUUGAAUCAAAACUGUUUCUUAGCCAUUCACGAAUUGAGUCAUAACUUAGCUUUUAAAAAACCAAUAUUUAACAAAGCUUUGUCUAUAAUUGCUGGGCUACCCAGUGGUGUUCCAGUGAGUGGAUCUUUUAAUCCUUAUCAUCAAUUACACCACAAAUUUUUAGGGGAUGAGAUUUACGAUACAGAUGUUCCUACGAAAUUUGAAGCCAAAGUCUUGUCAAAUUUUGGUGGCAAACUAUUUUUCCUAACUUUUCAGAUAUUGUUUUAUGCGUUAAGACCUGGCUUUCUUACAAGCGUUCCUAUCACUCUGUUCCAAGUAUUUAAUGUGUUGGCAUGUAUUUGUUAUGAUUUACUUAUGACCUUUAAAUGGGGAAGUUUCAAUUCUUUUGCAUAUUUGAUUAUAUCUUCUUUAUUUGCUGGAUGUUUCCACCCAACUAGUGGUCAUUUUAUUGCAGAACAUUAUUUAUUUGACGAGGCCGAAGCAAUAAAGGGUGGUGUACAAGCAUUAAAAUUCACUGAACCAGAUUCAGUUCUAGAGGAUGCUAAGAAAGAUUAUUUGGAAAAUUAUAGGCCACAAUAUGCUAUGGAAACUUUUUCGUAUUACGGUCCUUGGAAUAUUUUUGUUUGGAAUGCCGGCUGGCAUCUAGAGCAUCAUGAUUUUCCAUAUAUUGCUUGGACAAGGGUCAAUAAACUUCAUGAAAUCGCUCCAGAGUUUUAUCUAGGUUUACCACAUCACACAAGCUGGGUUAAAGUUUUAUGGGAUUUUUUAUUUACAAAAGAUGUCACUCUGUAUAGUAGAGUUAAAAGGGUGAACUAUGAAAAAAGAGCGAUGAAAAAGAAAAAUUAG
Molecule: messenger RNA, 1149 nt
Organism: Saccharomycodes ludwigii
Lineage: Eukaryota; Fungi; Ascomycota; Saccharomycetes; Saccharomycodales; Saccharomycodaceae
Product: conserved putative dihydroceramide delta(4)-desaturase
Exons: 1
Coding region: 1-1149 (382 amino acids)
Biological process (GO): ceramide biosynthetic process
Molecular function (GO): sphingolipid delta-4 desaturase activity
Source: RefSeq, a predicted model, not a curated record